Molecule: messenger RNA, 1153 nt
Organism: Esox lucius (northern pike)
Lineage: Eukaryota; Metazoa; Chordata; Actinopteri; Esociformes; Esocidae
Gene: dynll2b
Product: dynein, light chain, LC8-type 2b
Exons: 3
Coding region: 153-422 (89 amino acids)
Biological process (GO): microtubule-based process; cilium assembly
Cellular component (GO): cytoplasmic dynein complex
Molecular function (GO): dynein intermediate chain binding; dynein light intermediate chain binding
Source: RefSeq, a predicted model, not a curated record
UGUGGCAUGUAACCCCAUAUGAGAAAGGAUCGGUACACAGAACCGCCGUCCAAAACACGCACCCUAAACUUUAGGGAAAGACUGACAGAACUGCGUUUUCGAACCUGUUUACUAUUGUCAACAAGCUAAAUAAUAUCACAGCAACAGGAGUCAUGACGGACAGGAAGGCCGUGAUUAAGAAUGCAGACAUGUCUGAGGACAUGCAGCAGGAUGCAGUGGACUGUGCCACUCAAGCCAUGGAGAAGUACAACAUCGAAAAAGACAUCGCUGCUUACAUUAAGAAGGAGUUUGACAAGAAGUACAACCCCACAUGGCAUUGCAUCGUGGGUAGAAACUUUGGCAGCUAUGUGACACACGAGACCAAACACUUCAUCUAUUUCUACCUGGGCCAGGUGGCGAUUCUGCUCUUCAAGUCUGGAUGAGCCCUCUACCAAAACCCCAACCACCCUACGUUAAAGUCCCUCUACCAAAACCCCAACCACCCUACGUUAAAGUCCCUCUACCAAAACCCCAACCACCCUACGUUAAAGUCCCUCUACCAAAACCACAACCACCCUACGUUAAAGUCCCUCUACCAAAACCACAACCACCCUACGUUAAAGUCCCUCUACCAAAACCACAAACACCCCACCCUGAAGCUGUCCUCCAGAUAGAUACCCCUGUCCUCCUCUCUUCACUGUCAGAGGCUGCGCUCCUCACCUGGACUGUGAUAUACUGAUGGCUGAAGACACACACUCCGUGACACACACACACACACACACCUCUUCUCACAGUGAUAUACUGAUGACUGAAGGCACUUCUGUCUGCAUGGGUGGUGUAAAUGUUUCAGCAACAGACUGGGUGGUGUAAAUGUUUCAGCAACAGACUGGGUGGUGUAAAUAACUUUUCAGUAUCAGACUUGCUGGAUCUAAUUCCUUUUUUAAUGCAUUACAAGGUUCUUGUCAAAGAGUUCACUAGAUCAUUGUUCAUUAGAUAAAGACGAGGGUCAACAAAUCAAUCAUAGUUCACUAGAUUGGGACGAAGGAGUCACCUGGGAUCUUGCUGUGACUAUUAGUGUGUCUGUGUGUGUAUUAUGUAUAUGUUGCAGUUCGAUGAAUGUGCUUUUGAUAGAGUUGCUUAAGACCAUAAAGUGAGAUUUUUGUUUAAAUGCCUU